Messenger RNA from Closterium sp. NIES-65, 3663 nucleotides. Lineage: Eukaryota; Viridiplantae; Streptophyta; Zygnematophyceae; Desmidiales; Closteriaceae. The record is from the annotation of a GenBank genome assembly.
AUGUCGAGACCGUCGCAUCGGACGCGCUCGCCGCGGCCAUUCGCGACGGCGAAUCCCUUCCCCCUCGCCCUCAUUCUUGUUAUCGCGCUCACUGCCUCCAGUCUCGCGGGCUCGACUUCUGCCGCCGCCCCUCCUCCCGUCGGCUCACCGGGGAGCGGCAUUUCUGACACAUAUGUUGUCGCGGAGAUGGUGGAUGGCGACUCACGCGCAGUCAUCUACCUGCGCCUCUCCUUCGAUUCCGCCACCGCCACCGUCCAAGCGACCUACAAGAUCUUCGCUGCUCUCCCCACCGGCCCGCCCGCCUACAUCACCCUAGCAAACACAACCGUCCCCGGAUGCGACCCGUCCAGCUGCAGCCUCCCCCCAGCCGCGCCCACGUGGGUCCAGCCCGUGCCGUCCGUGUGGCAGGCUGUCGGCACAUUCACCAGCACCGCUGCCACCGAUCCCGAGCGCUACGCUGCUCUGCUACAGAUGAUUGAUAACUCGUUGGUGUUCCCCGGGGUGGUCAUGGCGUAUGGGACAAGUACCAUGCAGGCGGCUGGGUUGCGGUCGGCAGUGGGGCAGUUCCGGGUUGAUGCCAACCUGAAAUUCCGUGAGUGUGGGAUGGUGGACGUUUCGGGUGCAACUAGUGUGGAAGUCGGGCCAGUCCCGGCGACUGUUCCCAACCCCAACUACGUCGUCCGCUUUCGCUCCUACAUGCCUGGCGGCGCCAACCUCACCUUCACCCAGUCAGCCGAUGGGCUGUCCUUCCGAGUGGACGUUGUCUUCGUCGUGGUGGUGCCCACCGAUGAGCCCUUCACCACCGCCCUCCGGGUCUACUUGCAAGAUAUCGUCCCGGCCCUGCCUUCCUCUGACCCAGAGCACCCUGGCUGGAACUACAGUGGGUUCAUGCAAGAGGUGCGGGCGACGAUUGGCGAGUUCAACGCGCUGACGGCGCUCAUGCAGUAUGCAGUUACUGGCGUGAAGGGGCGGCUGGUGAAUGCGACCAUGAGGAUUGUUUCCAUUGACAUGCCUAACGGGCCUAUUGACAUCCUUGAACGGGUGAACAAGGAUCCGUUCACGGACGAGGAGGAUCGCAUCAUCGUGAUGGGGCACGCGGAGCAUGGCAGCAAGUGGUCCAUCAUCGCUAAGAGCCUCCCCGGCCGCACGGAUAAUGCUAUCAAGACCUCCCGCCUGCUGGACUCUCCGCGCGACAGUAUCAGCGGAAACAGCAGCGCGGGUCCCGCGUCCCCCGCGUACGCCGCCAUGUACCGCUCCGCGUUCCCCGACAGCCCCACGUUCUCGCCCGGCAGCGGCGCCGGCACACCCGGGAGCGGACGAUACGACUCUAGCCGAGUAGAACACAUCCGCGCGCUUACCGACGUUCUCCGCCGCCUCGCCACCACCUCCGCCGCCGCGUCCACCUGCUCUUCCCCCAGCGGAAUGCACUCCGGCGUGCCCUCCCCCCAUCCGCUUUCGCAGCCCUUCUCCCCCCACGGCCUCUCCUCCAGCAGCGGCGCGCCGUCCCCCGGUUCCGCGCAGCCCUUCCCCUUCUCCGUUGGUGCGGGGGCAGGCGCAGGCGGAGGUUUCGGUUCCGCCAUGACCGGGAUCGGCGGAAGCGGAGGGGAUGAUCUGCUCGACUUGCGCCAGCAGACCGCCAAACGCCUCCGCCUGGCCGCCGCGUAUUCCGGGAUUCCGUUCUCCGAACUCCCCUCCCCGCAAGAGGUUCUCGCGUUCCCCAAAAGCACGAGCCUGGGGGAGCCCUCCGCGCCCACUCCGCCCAUAGUUUCCCCCCUCUUCCCGCGCUUCCUCUCCUCCGCCGGCGCUGCCGGCGUAGGGGGGAGCGGCGCAGGUUUCGGCGGAGAUAACGCUCUGGCGGUGCUUGCAGCGGCAGGGGAAGCGGCUGGGGGGGUUGGCAUGGGUGGCGGCGCAGGCGCGGGCGGGUUUGGGGGAAUGGGCGCGGGGGUGGGGUCUUCCCCCCUCGGCUCCCCAAACACCAUGUUCCGCGCAGGUCUCGGUGGAGGAAUGGGGGGAGGGCUGGGGGGAAGCGGCGCAACUGCGAAAACGCCACCGUUUUCCGCCUUUCACCACCGCUCUCUCCUCCGCUCCUCGUCCUCCCCCGUAGAGCGCGCCCCCCUCACCGGCCUCUUCCCCUCAGGCCUUGGAACCCCGAGCCUAGGGGGCUCCACCUUGGGAUUAUCGGUCUUGGGGGGAGGGGGUGGGACAGGAGGAGGAAUGGAUGGUGGUGGUGGUGUUGGCAGCAGCAGGUCGAAAGGGCCGUCGAUUCUGGGUCGGCGGAAUCUGACCAUUGAUUUGUCGGUGCUGGAGCAGCAGCAGCCGUCGUCAGCGAAUGCCACACCUCAAGGUUCGCGCGGCUUGACUGGCGCUGGCGCCGCCGCUGGCGCCGCUGGGGCUGCUGGGGCUGUGGCUCCCGGUUCUGCUGCCGCUGGUGACGUUUCCGCGGGUUCCUCUGGCGGCGGUGGCGCUGUUGCUGCGGGUGGCGGGCUCGCUGGUUCCAUGGGAAUGGACGACGUGGCGGCACAUCUGUCCUUGACGCCAGCAGUAGCGGAUCGCGUCUCCGUUACAGGAAUUGCGCAUGAAGCCUCGUUAGUAGCAGCGGCCGUGGAAGAUGCGGAACGGGCUAGAGCGGAGGAUGCGGAGAGAGCAAGUCACCGGAACAAGCGCAAGUUCCGCCUGGACGCGCCUUCCGCGCAGGGAAGCCCGCCGGCCGCUGCGCCGUUAGCGUGUCCGCCGGUGGCGGAGACGGACGGCGGUCAUGCGCGUCAGGAUGUAACGCAGCUCGGAUUGCAGGUGAAAUGUCAGGUGGUAUCGCAGGUGAGAGCGCGAAGCGGUCAGGGGUUAGCAGGGACGGGGGAGAGUGACUUGGGGAAGCUUCAGCAGCAGCAGCUAAGGCUUGCGGCGAGCACGCAGCAGCAGUCGCAGUCGCAGUCGCAGUCGCAGUCGCAGCAGAAGGCGCAGCAGCAGUCACAGGCGCAAGGCUCGGCUGCUGCGCGCAUGGCGCAGAUGCAGAUGACUUUCCGCGAGUCCGCGGAAGCAGGGGCGUACGGUGCAGGGGGAGCGUCGGGUAGCCGGGUUACCUUGCGGGGGGAUGGUCUCCGCCGUUGGGGGUCGCAGGGGGAGGAAGGUCUGCGCGGAUUUGAAGACGAGGGGGGUUUGGUGUCUUGUACUGAAGAUGCUUGUGACGGGUCGUGCGUGGGUGGGAUUAUCCACGUGGAGGAUGAGUAUUAUGACGAGGACGGGGAUUAUGAUGACGGUGAUGACGUGGACACAGUGGAUGCGCAGGAGGAUUAUGACGAGGACGAUGACGUGGAUAUCGCGGAUGAUGACAUGGAGAGCGAAUUUGAUGACGCGGAUGACGUGGCAGAGGAGAGCGAUCUGUCGCAUGUUGAUCCCCGUUAUGAGCAUCACCAGUCCCAGCAGGUCCGGGAAAGGCUCGGGGAGCAGAACCCACACCUCCAGCUUCGGCACCGGCAGCAGCUUCGGAACGCGCCAUGCCUUGGGGUCAGGCUCGGGGCAGGGCACGGGGGGGAGCCCGAGCCUGGGGUUUUCGACUCGGAGGGAGCUGCAGCAGGAUGGGGUGUCUCGUAUGCUGUGCGCGCUGCAGGCUGUGUGGGGCCCGCAGAUGAGCCGCGGGGAUGCCAUGUGGUGCCUUCUCAUGAGUGA